AUUAACAAAGAUAUAUAUUUUGAAGUGUUGAGGCAUAGUGAAAGCAGUGGAGCUGAGACGAGCGGCGACUCAAAAACCCUAGUCCCCAAACAUUCAUUUCAUUCGCUCACCCCCUUUUAUUUAAACCCUAAACCCUACUCACAGCUCAUCAUAGCUUUUGAGUGGUGAUCCAAAAUGCCGCUCGGAGAGAGACACGCCGGAGACAAGAGCGAGUCUCGCUACUGCGGCGUCGAGGCCGACUUCGAUGACGACAUGCCUAAUCUCCUCUCCUUCAACGUCCAUGGAGGCUUCGAUUUCGUUGUCGCCACUCUGAUGGAUCCUAGUUAUAGACCUAGUCUCUUAGACAACGAAACUAGUAGAUCUCGUGCUCUGCCAUUUGCUGGGUCAGACCUGGUUCUAAGCCCUUCACAGUGGAGCAGUCAUGUUGUUGGAAAAAUUAGUUCAUGGAUUGACUUGGAUUCUGAAGAUGAGACUCUCAGAAAGGAUUCUGAGAUUGUGUUGAAACAAGAAAUAGCUUGGGCUUCUCAUCUGUCUUUGCAGGCUUGUCUCCUGCCUACGCCUAAGGGAGCUUCUUGUGCUAAUUAUGCAAAAUGUUUGAAUCAAAUAUUGCAGAACCUAGGCAACAUGCAGUUGUGGCUUAGGAUUCCAUUGGAGAAGCCUGAGGGUGUCACAGAUGCAAACAACCCUGAUUUUAUGGAGGAAAGGAUAAAUGAUUCAUGGGAGUUGUGGAAUUCGUUUCGGCUUCUCUGUGAGCAUCAUACCCAGCUCUCAGUUGCACUUGAAAUAUUGUCUUCAUUACCUUCUGCUUCUUCAGUUGGACGAUGGUUUGGAGAGCCUGUUAGGGCUGCCAUAGUAAAUACAAGUGCUUUUCUAACUAAUGCAAAAGGGUAUCCUUGUCUAUCAAAGCGUCAUCAGAUGUUAGUAACUGCAUUUUUCAACCACUCAGUUCAGAUAGUUGUUUCUGGACAACCAGUGCAUAGCAUACCUCUGGGUGUAUCCGGAUCAGAUUCUGAUAAUAAUGUUGGGGGCGGUUGGCGACACCCUUUAAAGUCAUACUUGGAUUAUCUGGCUUAUCUAUAUCAAAAGAUGGGACCACUUCCUGAACAGGAGCGCUUUGAGCUCGGGUACAGAGACUAUCUACAAUCACCAUUGCAGCCUCUCAUGGAUAAUUUGGAGGCCCAAACAUACGAGACAUUUGAGAAGGACACAGUUAAAUAUAGCCAGUACCAAAGAGCUGUUGCUAAAGCACUGGUUGACAGAGUUCCAGACGAGAAUGCUUCUACUGUGACAACGGUAUUGAUGGUUGUGGGUGCUGGGCGAGGGCCUCUUGUGAGAGCAUCGCUGCAGGCUGCUGAAGAAACCGAACGCAAAUUAAAAGUUUAUGCUGUGGAAAAGAAUCCGAAUGCGGUGGUUACCCUCCAUAGUUUGGUUAAGCUGGAAGGCUGGGAAGAUGUGGUAACUAUUGUUUCUAGUGAUAUGCGAGAUUGGGAUGCUCCAGAGAAAGCAGACAUCUUGGUCAGUGAGUUGCUGGGUUCUUUUGGCGACAACGAGCUCUCUCCCGAGUGCCUCGAUGGUGCCCAGAGAUUUUUAAAGGAAGAUGGAAUUUCAAUACCUUCAUCGUACACGAGCUUCAUUCAACCUAUAACUGCCUGCAAGCUUUACAAUGACAUAAAGUCACACAAGGAUCUUGUGCACUUUGAAACCGCAUAUGUAGUCAAGCUACAUCGAGUGGCAAGACUCGCACAUCCUCAACCGGUUUUCACAUUUAAUCAUCCGAAACCCUCCUCGGAAUCCAGCAAUGAGCGCUAUACAAAGCUACUUUUUGAUAUCCCAAGUGACACUGGAUCAGCCUUGAUUAAUGGGUUUGGAGGCUAUUUUGACGCCACACUUUACAAAGACGUACAUCUUGGCAUUGAACCCGCGACAGCCACCCCGAACAUGUUUAGUUGGUUCCCAAUAUUUUUCCCUUUGCGGACUCCUAUAUAUGUUCAACCGGGCACUCCUUUAGAAGUUCAUUUUUGGCGGUGUUGUGGUUCGACCAAGGUUUGGUAUGAAUGGUGCAUAACAUCUCCAUCUCCUUCGCCCAUGCACAACACCAGCGGUCGUUCCUACUGGGUCGGCCUGUAGACUUUAGUCAUAAGUUUUUGAGUUCUUACAGGUUUCCCGGACGCUUGACAGCUGAUGUCGGCAGCAACAAGAACGGCCGCGUAUAUAUCUGCCGCAGAAACAGAAAAAUCAUUCAUUUCACUACAGCUGCAGUAUACAGACAAUAUUCAAGAAUCGACAGCCACCUCGAGUGCAAGAUCCAGUCGAACAUCGAUGUCCAAAAAUGUCUCGGCACCAACUGUCUCCCAUCUUACGCAAUUCCUCAUCGAAGCUGCAAAAAGAAUUUGAGACAGGUUUAGUAGGGUUUUAACGUUUACUAAACCAAAGAAUUAAUUCUGUUUUACCUGUGAAAUGCUCGUUUUGGCUUUCGACCA
Molecule: messenger RNA, 2480 nt
Organism: Andrographis paniculata
Lineage: Eukaryota; Viridiplantae; Streptophyta; Magnoliopsida; Lamiales; Acanthaceae
Product: protein arginine N-methyltransferase 1.5
Exons: 24
Coding region: 175-2127 (650 amino acids)
Biological process (GO): regulation of DNA-templated transcription; peptidyl-arginine N-methylation
Cellular component (GO): nucleus; cytosol
Source: RefSeq, a predicted model, not a curated record